AUGAGUCACGAUGAGUCUUGCCUCAAACGCCAAUCAAACGGAGCUCACGGAGGGUCCGGUGGCGGCCUGAGCCUUCGGGCGGUCAACCGAGUUGCACGUAACCCUGCGCCCCCGCCGGGUAUAUCUCGCGCGAUCCCCUUCUUCCUUCCUCAGGACACUACUCCUCGGGCCUCUGUGACCGAGUCCAACUUCAAACUCUUCAAGUCUGAUUGGGACUUCCCUUUCUUCUCCACGCCACUUCUUGCAGCGCCGCGGCCGCUAAGCAGACCUUCGUCGUCUUCUGGCAACCACAACAACACCGACCCGCCAUCAAACCUCCAUGGGAAUCACCUUCCAUGGUCUAGUUUCUCUCAGUUUUCCGAAAAUUCUACGCUCCUUUCUCUGGCGUCGCCGGCGGGAUGUAUUCCGACGACCCUUCCUUACAACCAUUCCUUUGAAUCAUUUGCUCAAGAGCCGGAUCUUUGGGCAGAGCCAGAUCUGUCCUUCGCCUGUUCCGACUGGAACCUUUUACCUGUCGGCCAUCCUGUAUCAUAUUCUGCCAAUGUUGGUGGCGUCCAUUCAACCGUCAACAACAUGGAAUAUGGCAUGCCUUCUACAUUCACUUCGCUUUCGGAUUCAGGAUCCAAUGAGCCCCCAACACUUCACACUUCUCUCCUUCCUAGCUCAUCUAAUUCACAAGAUGAGAAUUAUUAUGCUUCCCCUAUUUCUCAGAUUCCUAGUUCCGCGUCGACAUCUCUAUCCAGUCCCGCCACAUCACAGAGUGAUGAAGUCUUGAGCCGUGUGGACUCAUCCCGCGUUGAAAAACGCAGGUUGAACACCCUCGCAGCUCGCAGAUGUCGCCAGAGACGAGUUGACCGGAUGAAGAGUCUAGAAGAUGAAUUGGAAAGUAUCAGGAGAGAGCGCGAUGAGUUGAGACUCAAGGUCUCAAAGCUAGAAGGUGAAACUGAGGCUUUGAAGGGGCUUCUCACUCGGAAGAGCAAGUGA
This is a messenger RNA of Penicillium macrosclerotiorum, 984 nucleotides long. Its product is annotated as bZIP transcription factor JlbA/IDI-4. NCBI's taxonomy places the organism in Eukaryota, Fungi, Ascomycota, Eurotiomycetes, Eurotiales, Aspergillaceae. Bases 1 to 984 code for a protein of 327 amino acids. Gene Ontology annotation, molecular function: DNA-binding transcription activator activity, RNA polymerase II-specific; RNA polymerase II transcription regulatory region sequence-specific DNA binding. Gene Ontology annotation, cellular component: nucleus. Gene Ontology annotation, biological process: regulation of transcription by RNA polymerase II. The transcript has 3 exons. The record is from RefSeq and is a predicted model, not a curated record.